Aegilops tauschii subsp. strangulata is the source of this 747-nucleotide messenger RNA. The record is from RefSeq and is a predicted model, not a curated record. NCBI's taxonomy places the organism in Eukaryota, Viridiplantae, Streptophyta, Magnoliopsida, Poales, Poaceae.
AUGGCGCUGGUUCCACACGGCGGCGGCAUGGGCAGAUCGGUGUCCAUGGGGAUGCCGAUGCUCUCGCCGGACGGCUACACCGUGUGGGCGAUCAAGGCGCAGGCGAUCCUUGACGCUCACACGCUGUGGGAGGCGGUGGCGCCGGGCGACUCGCCGGUGAACAACAAGAAGUGCAAGACGGCGAGGGCGCUGAUCCUGUCGGGGCUGCCGGAGGAUGUGCUGCUCUCGGUGGCGACGAAACCCACCGCCAGGGAGGUAUGGGACUCCCUGAAGGUGAGGUUCGUCGGCGCCGAGCGGGUGCGCGCGGCGAGGAGGGCGACGCUGCGCGGCGAGCUGGAUCGGCUGAAGAUGGAGGACGCCGAGAUGCCGAACGUGUACGCCGGAAGGCUUGCAGGCAUGGCGGCGCGGUUCGCGGGCCUAGGCGAGACGCUGGGCGACACGGAGAUGGUGAAGAAGCUCCUGGACACGUUCUGCGUCCUCGAGGAGCUGACGUACGACGAGGCGCUCGGGCGGCUGCGUGCAUUCGACGAGCGGGUGCGGCGCCGAGGGCAGGACAGCGGCGAGCGGGCGGAGGACCAGCUUUUGUACACUGCGGCGCAGUGGCGGGUGCGGGAGCGGCGGCAAGGCGGAGCACGCGACGACGACGACGACGUGCGCAGCGUGGCGACGCGGGUAGGCGGCAACAGGCGUGGCCGCUGCUCCAAGUGUGGCGAGCGCGGCCACUUCCAUGGGACUGCCCGCAGCUGA